Molecule: messenger RNA, 5465 nt
Organism: Tachysurus fulvidraco (yellow catfish)
Lineage: Eukaryota; Metazoa; Chordata; Actinopteri; Siluriformes; Bagridae
Gene: znf687a
Product: zinc finger protein 687a
Exons: 11
Coding region: 205-3702 (1165 amino acids)
Source: RefSeq, a predicted model, not a curated record
UUAUAUAUGAGACUAUAGAUGGAGUAAAAAGUACUUUAACAUGCAUUGCAAUCGAUGACAAAUUAAUACAGAGUGGCUCUUGUAGGAAAUUCGUUCAAUUCGGAAUGAUAACACCAUUCCGUUGUGGAGAAUUUUUAGAUUAUUAUUGCUUAGUUGUUAUGGGUCACUUUCUGGUCGCUGGUGGUCACAGAUGACGCGUUUGUGAUGCGCCGCCCAGGAACACAGACAGGAACAAGCUCGGGUAUUUGUUGUUCAGGAAUGGGUGACAUGAAGACUCCAGAUUUUGAUGACCUUUUGGCAGCAUUUGAUAUUCCAGAUAUUGAUGCUAAAGAAGCGAUUCAGUCUGAGUCAGGGGAUCCUGAUGCGAAUCACAACGAAUCCGGUAGCAGUGGAACCAAAGAGAGAAGUGGUGGUUCGUCUCAAAGGCCUAUCGAACCGUCAGAAAUCCGUGAAACUUCUCAUGACCCCACUGUAGUUAGCGUUAUAGUAAAGAACAGCAUAUGUGCUGAUGUAUAUGAAAACACGAGAGAUGAGGAGGAAAAUGCAGCGAGGCAAGUAACCGAUGUUCUGGAUGAAGUGGACAGAAGUAGAGCAGGGGGUCAGCUUUCUCCCCAGGUUGCACACAGCUUGAUGCCGUUGAUUCACAAUGGCUUCAAGACUGUUUCAGGAGGAGUCGUUGAACACUCGCUGCUCACCAGUCAAUCACAAAUGCAACCGAAAGGCCAUCUGUGGUCCCCUUGUUCUCCUAAAAUAGCCAGGGAAGGUGAUGAGAGCAAUCAGGGUGAUGGUCCUGCCAACCCAUCUGCCAACGUUUCACCUCACAUGCCUUUACCUGCAUCUGCUUCUUCCAUCUCUUGCACAAAUUUUAUUGACCUGCCACCUUCCAAGGUUGAGAAAGAUGAAGUAGAGCAUCUUGCAUCUCCUUUCAGUCCUCAAACUCAGCCUGUAAACAGCAGCCCAAGGACAGAGAUUAAUAAAGUGUUAUCUGAAGAUGACGAAUCGGAACCAGACCUUGGAAGCUCUCCACUAAUGAUUCAAGAGAGUCCAGAUGUACCGAUGUCUUCACCUCUCAGGCUUUCAGCCAGACACGGGUCACCUGAUGAGCUUCAGCCUCCUCUGCUUUUCUCUCCAUCUUUGCCUACAAGUAAUACUCAAGCCAAAGAGGCCAGUUCUGUUUCUCCACACGCAACUCCCACUUUGUCCCAUCAGAUGCCCUCACUGAGCAAUGACUUUCUUGAAAAGGUGCACCCAUCCAUACCAGAGGUAUACCCAGAGCACAUUAUUGAAGAAAGAGACUCUCCAGAGAGCCCUGAGCCAGAAAUGCUACCACAUCCACAGCGGAAAAGCUCACCAUCAACCCCUGCACAGGAGCUGGAAGAGAAAGAAACGUCACAGGACAAAACCUUUGAUGUUCCUGAAAAGGACGAGCCUAUGGAGGAUGCAAGAAAUGAACAGGAGCAGAGUAAAUGUGUUGGUGAAAAAGUUGAGAAAGAAAACAUGGUACAGCAAGAAGAAGAGGAACCCACAGUUGUAGUAUCCUCACCAUCUGUCAAAAAUAAACCAGACUCAUCUGCAACACCUUCCAGACCUCUUAAAGUUCGAAUCAAGACAGUUAAAACCCCCACCGGCAACAUCACACGCACUGUUACAAGAAUUGCUGCUAAAGCAGCUGCAGGAGGCGUCUCCAAGGGUCCCGAGGGGACUAAAAUCCCAAUCGGAGGUCGGAAAGGUGUCAGCCGGCCUAAAAGACCUGCAGCAGCCAUGUCCAGCCAGCCUCAGGACUCAAAGACUGCAAUGUUUCCAGUGUCAACUUUACAGGAUGCCAGUUCAGCCAUGCUAUUUGCAGCUAGCAAGGCACAGAAAGUGGCCUAUAGUGUCACAAAGACUUCAACUUCAUCAUCUCCUUCCUCUUCAUCUCCUUCCUCUUCUGCCAUCAAUAUUUGCUUGAUGGGGCAAAAAACACUUGCUGUGCCUUCCAGCAAGCCGGCAUCCAUUGUAAACAAUCCUGGAGCUGUGAUCUCCCGUAGCCAGUCGAGUCUAGUAGAAGCCUUUAACAAGAUUCUCAACAGUAAGAAUCCGCUGCCCAGCUACCAGCCGGAUCUUUCCAUUCUGCCUCGCCCCGAGUGGGGCCUUGGCGUCCCUGCUUCCGGAUACCGUUGCCUGGAGUGUGGGGAUGCGUUUGCUCUGGAGCGCAGCCUGGCACGCCACUACGAUCGGCGCUCUUUGCGCAUCGAGGUGACCUGCAACCUCUGCACGAAACGGCUGGCCUUCUUUAACAAGUGCAGCCUGCUUUUGCAUGCUCGUGAGCACAAGGAGAAAGGACUGGUCAUGCAGUGCUCACACCUUGUCAUGAAACCUGUCAGUGUGGAACAGAUGAUUGGCCAACAGGAUACUAUACCCAUAGGUAUGCUUUCUCCAUCUCUGCUGGGCUCCACUUCCUUGCCUGGGUCCCUUGAUAUUUGGUGCCCCGAGUGUAAAAAUUCAUUUGGCUCAAAAGAAAAACUAGCCACACACUUCCAGGAAUCGGAUCCGGGGGGCAUAGACACAUGCUGCAUGCAGUGCUCUCCUCCAAUGCCUCUGUGGAAUCCCUGCAGUGCUGCUGCCCACCAGCGACUCCACCAGAAGCUCCACCCUCUCGUCUGCCCUGAGUGUGGAUUCAUCUGCCAGCUAAAUGGUCUUAACACGCACGUGCGUCGAGCCUGCCUACAUUACACACGCCAGCUCGGAUACAGGUGUCCCUGUUGUCAGCUGGUGUUCGGAGGUGUGAAUAGUCUGAACGCGGUCAAAAAUCACAUGCACACAGCACAUUCUGAAGUCUUCCAUAAAUGCCCCUCUUGCCCAAUGGCCUUCAAAUCUGCCUCCAGUGCUGACACUCACUGUAGCACCCAGCACCCUCAGCUCACAGAGAAAACCAAGCAAUCCAAGGAGAUCUAUAAAUGUGUGAUGUGCCGGACGGUUUUCACUCAGAAAGCCUUGCUGAACGUCCAUUUCGACAGUCAUCUAGUGACGCAGAAGGUUAAUGUGUUUAAAUGUCCAGAUUGCCACAAGCUGUUUACACAGAGGACGUCACUCCUGGAGCAUGUGAAGGCUUCACACAGGAAGUCAGCGGCUCAUCUGACGCAGAAGAGCUCGGGGAAGAUGGAGAGCUCAGAUGGAGAGGAAUGGAGGAAAGAGGAAGAUGAGGAUGGUGAGGGAUGUCCAAAAAAGAAGAAGAGGAGCUCUGCUGCUCCCAGUGCUCAGAACUGGAGCUGCACAGAGUGUCAGAUAAGCUACACAGACAAAGAGAGCUACAUCACCCACAUGGCUAAACAGCACAGAAAGGAGCUAAAGCGGUUCCCAUGCACACUGUGUGAAGGCUCCUUCUCCUCCUCCUCAAGUCUGAGACGUCACAUCCGAGUUAAACACAAAGGCAUCAAGAGGUCUUUCUCCUGCCAGUUAUGCACUGGGAGCAAAAAGAGUUUCAGCAGUAAGCUGGUCCUAGAAAAACACAUGCAGAUUCAUCACGGAGGACAACGAGCAGCAAACAGUCAAAGACCGACUUCCACCUUUCCAGGUGUUCCUCCACCUGCUCUCUACUCUACUACAGAUCACAAUGUCAUCCACAAGCAUCAUUGUCCACGGAGAUUCCUGUCUGACUUCAUCUGUCAACCUGUCCAUCACCAUAGCAAACAAGAACGGGCCCAAAGCCGAUCCCUGAUGUAGCCCUACCUCCACCUUGAACUCCUCUGUCUGACCUACAGCACAUAUCACUGCUCUCAUACAUAUCCUCUCAUACACUCUGACGUACUUCUCUGCCACUCCUGACGUCCUCAUACAGUACCAUAGCUCCUCUCUCAGCACCCCAUCAUGCGCUUUCUCUAAAUCCUAAUAGUGCGGCUCCUUCUGACCAUCUCUGUACUUCUCCAUUAACAUUCUCAAAUAGAAUCGAUAGAAACCCCACUGCUGUCUCUCCUAGACACGUCCAUCUGGACCAACACUUCCAUCUCAGUGCCUUCUUCACCCCAUCCUUUCUAAACUUUCCUAUAUCUCGCUCUAUUUACCUCCUCCCCGAUUCUUCUUUCCCUCUUCCCUGCACACUCUCCUCACCUGUCAGUGCCUGUUGUUCAUCCUUUCCAUCUCAAGCUUUCCAUCUCAUCGUAUGCUUUCUGUUUCUCCUUGGCCACGCCCCUCUUCACUCUGCGUUGCGAUUCGUUGUAAUCCUGUCUACAUCGUUCAGUCCUUUCUACAUCCCACUUCAUCUUAGCUAGCCUCUUUCUCUGAAUGCUGUCCCGUACCGUGUUUCCUUAUCUUCUCGUCUCCUUCCAGAUGACACACCUAGCAUCCUCCUACCUGUCUCCCUGAUCACUUCUGCUGUAGGUUCCCCAGUCAUCUGGAAGCUCUUCCUGAUCACCCAAAGCCUGUCUCAGCUUCUGUCCGUAUUCCUCACGACAUUCUCGUCUUUCUCCUGCCCACCAGAGACGUCUUACACAUCACCAUCCGAUGCUGUCUCGCUACACUCUCUCCUACAACCACUUUGCAGUCACUAAUCUCUCUCAGAUUGCCUUGUCUAUAUAGAAUGUAGUCUACCUGCGUACUCCUACCUCCACUCAUAUAUGAUUCUACGUUCCUCUGUCUCCUGGAAAUCAGUCUUAACUACGGCCAUUUCCAUCUGCUUAGCGAAGUCCACCACCAUCUGUCCUUCUAGGUUCCUUUCCUUAACACCAAACCUGCCCAUCAUCUCCUCAUCACCUCUGUUUCCUUCACCAACACGUGCCUAUUAAAGUCUGCUCUAAUCACUACUCUCUCCCAUCUGGAAUACUCUCAAUCAUCUCAUCCAGCUCACUCCAGAAUCUCUCCUUCUCUUCUAACUAACAGCCUACUUGUGGAGCAUAACCACCGAUGACAUUCAACAUCACCCCUUCAGACUGAUUACCAUCUGACACGUUUUUCACCUCUAAAACAUUCCACACAAAACUCAUCCUUCAGGUUCACUCUCUUCCUAUCCACACCGUAAUAAAACGGUUUGUAUCCCCCUCCGAUACUACAGUACGUGCUUUGCUCUCCUUCCGCCUGGUCCCCUGCACACACAGUAUAUCUACCUUCCUUCUCUCCAUCAUGUCUGCCAGCUCUCUAUCGUUCCCUGUCAUUGUACCAACAUCAGACUUUCAACAUCAGUAUACUCAGACCUAUACACCUACUUUUCCUCUUCUCUCUCUGGCUACAAACACCCUUCUCCCUCCUCUCCUUCCUCGACCAACAGUAGCCUGAUUUCCGCAUGCAUCCUCUCCGGUGCAGAAUUCUCACUGACGACUCGUACGUUUAAAUUUGCCACGUUUUAUGGAAGAUGAACGCAACCCUCUUUAUUUAUCCGAGUUUGGGACCGGCACAGAAAUCACUGACUUGCAACUAGAGGUCUUCUCGGGUCUAAAGAAUGCACCCGACCCGAAGUGACCCGAAUCACUUUUUACUCGAACCCGAAGUGCAUA